Molecule: messenger RNA, 564 nt
Organism: Neospora caninum
Lineage: Eukaryota; Apicomplexa; Conoidasida; Eucoccidiorida; Sarcocystidae
Product: putative ribosomal protein L16
Exons: 3
Coding region: 1-564 (187 amino acids)
Biological process (GO): mitochondrial translation
Cellular component (GO): ribosome; mitochondrial large ribosomal subunit
Molecular function (GO): structural constituent of ribosome; rRNA binding
Source: RefSeq, a predicted model, not a curated record
AUGCCUCCAGUUCGUUUCAAAGCGCCUCAGGAGGUCCGAAUCAAGGUUCCAAUUGGGCGCAUUCCUCCGGCAGUUGGACCAGAAAUUCGUUUGGGAAAAAGCAUCGUAGCCGUCGCACCCCAUCGAGUCACGGCAGAGCAACUGGAGGAUGCGCGAAGAGUUUUGAGGAGAAUCCUGGGGCGGUCCAAGGAAGUCCAUCAAAACGUGCACGCCACGUACGCCGUCACACGCAAACCCGAGGGAACAAAAAUGGGCCAGGGAAAGGGUAGCAUCGACCGCUUCGUUGCCAGAGUUCCAGCAGGACGCGUUCUGUUCCACAUCCCACAGGUGAACCCUUUCCAUCUCUUCCCGGAAGUUGAACCGAAUUUCGCUGCCUUCAAAGCCGUUGCGCCGCGUCUCCCGGUGCCUGUCACGUUCCGCGAACAGAACAACUUUUUCCAGAUGCACUCUGUGAAAGAUCUCAUUCGAAAGCGGCAGGCGGAGGAAAGGGAAAGUCGAGAGAAAACCGCGCGAGAGAAGCUCGGAGGGUUUCACACGGAAAAGGCAGCGGCCGCGAAAAAGUAG